Messenger RNA from Stegastes partitus (bicolor damselfish), 2996 nucleotides. Lineage: Eukaryota; Metazoa; Chordata; Actinopteri; Pomacentridae. The record is from RefSeq and is a predicted model, not a curated record.
GAGGAAGGAGACUCGAGGUUCUACUGCGAGCUCUGCGACAAGCAGUACGUCCGACACCAGCAGUACGAGAACCACAUCAACUCGUACGACCACCAUCACAAGCAGCGGCUGAAGGAGCUGAAGCAGAGGGAGUUUUACCGAGCGCUGGCCUGCAGGAGGCAGAGGAGGAGGCGGGAGGAGAGACGGGAGGAGCGAGUGCUGAGGAGGCUCCAUCAGCAUGAAGAGAGGAGGACCGGACACGCUCCAGGUUCUGGUCCCAUGUUCAGGUCCACCACGGUGGCCGUCGACCCGGCCGACCAGUCCAGGCCCGACUUCGUGCAGAACUGGAGCGACGGCGGCUCGCUGGGACCAAAGCCUCCGACCCCCCUCAUCCAGCCCUUCCUUCCGCUGGAAACCAGUAUCCUGAGCAGCACCCAGUGGGAGUACGACCACGUGGACACCGGCGGCUCCACGGCUGCACCUGCUGCCGAGUCCCGCCUCCUCGACAAGACCCACCUGGACUGCGACCACCUGACGGCCACCUCCACCAAAAUCAGCCCCUUCAACAAGCUCCCCUGGGCUCACUUGAGCAGAACUCCCAGUAAAGCAGCUCAAGCGAACGGCGUCGGCGAAAACUCCGACGUGCCGUCCGUCCCCUGCAGAGUCCGACCGGUUUCCUUCUCGCUGCCCAAACGGAGCUGCGUCCUCCUGCACCAGUCGGCCGCCGUCUUCAUCCAGGAGCGGGCCAAAAACCUCGGCGAGAAACCCGCAGACCAGCAGCUCAAAUCUCCAGUUUGUGCGGACGUGGACGUUGUGGGCGUGGAUCACUGGGAUACUGGAAACCAGUGCAGCAGCGAGGACGGUAAAGCCGAGAAGGGAGCUGCAGGACUCUCUGGGCCCGGAGCCCAGGUUCCUUUAUGUAACGGAGAUGAUAGCUCCGUGGUGAGCGGGAACGAAGCCCAGCUCUCCUUAUGUAACGACGACGGGAGUCGAGCCCAAGACGGUGGCGAAACUGGGGCUCAUUUUUAUUUAAACACCGAAACACCAGAUUCGUCGUGUAAAGACAAUCAGACGGCGGCAGAUGAGUCUGUAAAGUCAACUUCUGAGGUUUUAAGUGACACUUUGGCUCAAACGCAGCCCAAAGUUUCAACUCCGAGUCGCCCCAAAGAACCGUUCUGUCGAGUCCUGAGCCGAGACGGCGGCCGGGUUCUGCUCUGGCCUACCGAGAUGGUCAGCUACACCAAGACCUCGCCCUCCGUCUCCUACAGCGUCAAUCCUCUACUGUACGACUUCAGAGCGCAUAACAAGGCCAAGGAAGGGGCUGAGGAAAAGAAAGGGGGGCUGGAGAGAAUAAAGCCAUCUGUGAUCAAACAACCCGACUGCCAACGGAGGCAGGAGGAUACGGAGGGAGGCAGGGAGGUGAAGAUAGAUGAAAGGGAAGAGGAGGAUGAAGGAGGACGGGCAGGAAAUCCGAUGGAACUUGUAGCCCGUUGUAGCGGCGGCGACGCAGUUCCGGAUGAAAGCGCUUCAAAAUUCGCUUCCGCCGAAUGCCACCAAGCGCCGACGCCGGGCCUUCAAACGCCGGCGAUGAAGAGGAGGAGGAGGAAGAGGAGGGGAGGCGUGAGGAGAGGCAUGAGGAAGAGGGGGAGGAGGAAAAGACGAGACGAUAGAAAAGACUCGGAGAGGGGAAGGAGGAUAAUAAGCAGCCUUUGUGCGAAUCAGAUGUUUGAAGGGAGAGUGGAGGAGAGGGCGAAGCGAGAGGGCAAAGACGAGAGGAGGGAAAAAGGGCUAUUAAGCAAUCUUGGUACACAUCGGCUGGUAGGAGGCAGAGAAAAGAGGAUGAGGGGAGAAGAGAGGAGGAUAAGGGGAGAUCAGACGGAGCGGGAGAGGGCAGGUAGAAAUGACGAGAAGAGGGGAGAGCUAUUAAGUAAUCUUCCCGUGAAUCGGUGUAAUCGGUGUAACCAGCUGUGUCUGCAGGUGAAAAGGGAGGCCAGCCAGCAUCAAUCCCAGCAAUCAGCCUCCGGGUGGGGCCAGGGGCUCAGAAAGCUCCUCUGCAGGGGUGCAGCAUGUAACUCAGUGAUUAGCCCCGUCCCCGGGUCUGUUAUAGAGAUGCCACGCUGUCCUGCAAUUACACCCGACCCUGCUCAGAAUGACGGGGAGACGGAGGAAGAGGAGCGACGGAAUCCGAGGAAGACGGAGAUAAAAGCCACUCGGGAUGCCGAAGACGACGCGUGCGACGCGGCGAUUAGCGAGCCGGAAAUUCGACUCGUUCCCAAACCUGGCGGAGAAGCAGCGUGCGAUCCGGCGAUUAGCCUCGUCCCCGCGUGCGGUCAAAGACAAACAAUGCCUGCAGGACGCACCGACCCAGCGUCGGACCAGACCGCACGCUGCUCGGCACAAAACACAGAAACCGACGCCGGAGAAUCCUGCAAGAGGAAGAGGAGCUCGGAGGAGGCGACGCCGAGGAAGAAACGGAAAAGAGGAAGGAGGCAGGCGAGGAGAGUCGACCUCGGCGAGGCCUGUCGGUGUCGGGAGCUCAACGGGUCGCUUUCGGACGACGCCGACUCGGUUUGCAGGACGAACUCUGAGGACGGCGAGGAAACGCUGGAGGGCCGCGACGGACAUGAAAAAGAGGAAACGGGUCAGAAGGACGAUGGUGACAAUCACAACUCAGCCGACGACAAACCUACCUGCAGCAGCACAAACUCACCUGCAGAUGAACUUUACGAACACCCUCCUACCUGUAGCACUAAAGACACGACGGACUCACACUGUCGAGGCACAAACAAGCACACAAACGGUGACGAAACCAAACCGCAGCAACAGAUUCAGCACAGAAACAGCCUCUGUGACGCAGCGCCGGACUGCAGGACGCUGAGUGUUUGCUGCAGCGCCGAUCGCUGUGGAAACGCCAGAAACGAGGAGACGGAGAGGAGCCGGGCGGAGGUGCUGAGGAGGACGGAGGAGCGAGAUCGAAGGAAGGAGGCGGACGUGGAGCACCUCUACCCGGAGAAGAG